AUGUGUUCUCACGUUUUUACUUCAUUUUUCAAAAUAACGAUGAAGCGUAAACGACUAUAUCCACGUGAAUCUUAUCCAUUAACAUAUUUGAUCAAUCGAAUUCAUCAUGCACAGCAUGAUUUAAAACAAAAUGAACGUGUUCACCAUUUUCUUAAUACAUUUAUUUUAUAUCUUGUAUGUUUUCUUUUAAUGUUCGUAUUCCAGUCACAUACAAAUAUUUACAAUUCAUUAUUUGGUCCAUUUCAUAUGAAUGAACAGGAAUUAAUUCAGCAUUUGACAAUAUACAAAACAUUAAAUUGGAACCCCGUUCUCUUUAAAGAAUACUUACAACUACUGUCUGUACCAAAAUAG
Didymodactylos carnosus is the source of this 351-nucleotide messenger RNA. The record is from the annotation of a GenBank genome assembly. NCBI's taxonomy places the organism in Eukaryota, Metazoa, Rotifera, Eurotatoria, Philodinida, Philodinidae.